Molecule: messenger RNA, 2681 nt
Organism: Zea mays
Lineage: Eukaryota; Viridiplantae; Streptophyta; Magnoliopsida; Poales; Poaceae
Product: SUMO-activating enzyme subunit 2
Exons: 11
Coding region: 293-2209 (638 amino acids)
Biological process (GO): protein sumoylation
Cellular component (GO): cytoplasm; SUMO activating enzyme complex
Molecular function (GO): SUMO activating enzyme activity
Source: RefSeq, a predicted model, not a curated record
CCAAACGUGCCUUAAAUGCCGCAUCGAGCCUGGCACGACGGCUGACCAGCGGGCAGCGGGCAGGCUGGGCUGCCCAGGCCCCACCGCCCCAGGCAGGCAGCACCGCAGUCCGCAGCAGCCACCCGGACAGCAUCCCUUUGGCAGCCCGCCGUUCCCUCCGCGUCUCCCUGGCACGAAAUUGCCCAAACCGCUCUCCCUCUCGCCCCAACUUCCCAUCCGCACCCCCAAACCCCACCUCACUCAAAACCCUCGCCGUGCCCCUACUGCGCCCCCCCCCCCCCCCCCCCCCCCGAUGUCCGCCGCCGCGUCCUCGGAGGAGGCCGUCAAGGCAUCGAAGGUGCUGAUGGUCGGGGCGGGAGGCAUCGGCUGCGAGCUGCUCAAGACGCUCGCGCUCUCCGGAUUCAGCGACAUACACAUCAUUGACUUGGAUACAAUUGAAGUUAGCAAUCUGAAUAGACAGUUUUUGUUUCGGCAGAGUCAUGUUGGUCAGUCAAAAGCUAAAGUUGCUCGGGAUGCUGUAUUGAAAUUUAGGCCAAAUAUCAAUAUAAACCCAUACCAUGCAAACGUGAAGGAUUCUCAUUUCAAUGUUGAUUUCUUCAAGCAAUUUAAUGUUGUUCUGAAUGGUCUUGAUAACUUGGAUGCUAGACGCCAUGUUAAUCGCCUUUGCCUUGCUGCUGAUGUUCCUUUGGUUGAAAGUGGUACUACUGGUUUUUUGGGACAGGUUACUGUUCAUGUCAAGGGUAAAACAGAGUGCUAUGAGUGUCAACCAAAGCCUGUCCCUAAAUCAUAUCCUGUCUGCACAAUUACAAACACACCAUCAAAGUUUGUUCAUUGCAUUGUUUGGGCGAAAGAUCUGCUUUUUGCAAAAUUAUUUGGUGAUAAAAAACAGGAUAAUGAUCUUAAUGUGCACUCCAAAGAUGAUACCAGUUCAAAAACAGAUGUUUUUGAAAGGAGUGUAGAUGAAGAUCUUGAGCAAUACACCCAGAGAAUAUAUGACCACGUAUUUGGUUACAACAUUGAAGUUGCAUUGGAUAAUAAGGAAACUUGGAAGAAUCGGAGAAAGCCAAACCCUAUUUACAUUAGAGAUGCAUUGCCUGAAGACGCUGUUCAACAAAAUGGUCGCUCUCAGGAUCACGUGAAUGAGGAGCAGGAUCCUUCUGCUAUGGUAUCCUUAGGCCUUAGAAAUACACAAGAGAUAUGGAGUCUUGCUGACAAUUCAAGAGUGUUCUUGGAGGCUUUAAAAUUAUUUUUUGACAAAAGAGAGAAGGAAAUAGGGAGCCUUAUUUUUGACAAGGACGACCAGUUGGCUGUUGAGUUUGUUACCGCUGCAGCAAAUAUCAGAGCUUCCUCUUUUGGAAUACCACUGCAUAGUCUUUUUGAAGCUAAAGGUGUUGCUGGAAAUAUAGUUCAUGCUGUGGCAACUACCAAUGCUAUAAUUGCUGGUCUAAUCGUCAUCGAGGCAAUUAAAGUGCUCAAGGGUGAUUAUCAAGAUUAUAGAAUGACAUAUUGCCUUGAGCAUCCAGCAAGGAAGAUGCUCUUGAUGCCUGUCGAGCCUUUUGAACCUAGUAAAUCAUGUUAUGUCUGCUCUGAGACCCCACUUGUUCUGGAGGUUAAUACCAAGACAACAAAGCUCCGGGAAGUCAUUGAAAAGGUUAUAAAAGGUAAGCUUGGAAUGAACCUACCUUUGAUAAUGGUUGGCGCCACACUUGUUUUUGAGGAUGGUGAAGAUCUGGAGGAGGAUGAGAUUGCAAAUUAUGCUUUAAACCUUGAAAAGGUCUUGGCUGAACUUCCAGCUCCAGUUCUAAAUGGUACAAUGGUUACAGUCGAGGAUUUGCAUCAGGAACUAAAAUGCAGUAUCAACAUCAAACACAGGGAUGAGUUCGAUGAAGAAAAGGAGCCUGACAGAAUGGUUCUUGUUGGGUGGUCUGGCCCAGUUGAUAAGCAAACCACUAGUAAUGGUGAGACUAAAUCAGUUCCAUCUUCAUCCAAUACAGAAGAUGUGGAUGGUACUGCCGAGGACAUAUCAGCAACUUCUGGAAUGAAGCGUAAGCUGAACGAAAUAUUAGAGACAAAGGAGAAUUUUGAUGCUCUCGAAAAUCUUUCGGGUGUUGAUUCCAGCAGCGCUCAAGUUGUUGAAGAUGACAAUGACGAUGGCCUUCUUAUGUUUGAUGAGGACCCAAGGCAAAGUAAGAAGAAGAGAUUGCAGUAGCAUCCUGCUGCGGCGAUAACAGCUCUUGACUCCCGGCAUCGUGGCUAACACAUUGUUCGAUCGUAACAUCUUUGAUAACUUAUUUAUGCGGUUAUGUACCAGGUUGAUGUUGAAACAUUAGUAACAAUGCCCAGGGCACCUUUUGGCCUCAGAUAGUCAGAUACCCUGUAGGGUUGUAAUUUGUAGGAUUUAGGAACAAGAGCAACUAAUGCUCAGCUGACAGCCUGCUGCGAGAUAGAAUUUGUAUCUCAAGAGCCAAGGUCCUGUUUUGGUUAUGUUUUUUGUUCAGUUGAGGGGUGACCGGGUGAACCAAGCUCUGUCUUGUUAGGUGCCAAUCACAGGGUCUGGAAAUAUGUACUCAUCCUGUAUUCUUGCUAAGGUUAUGGAUCAGAUGGUGUAUAUAUCUGUGCAAAACACUAAUUUAUAGUUUUGCACUAAUCUACACUGUAGAUUAUAUUGUUUACCGAGUGAA